Molecule: messenger RNA, 419 nt
Organism: Vigna radiata var. radiata (mung bean)
Lineage: Eukaryota; Viridiplantae; Streptophyta; Magnoliopsida; Fabales; Fabaceae
Product: acyl-coenzyme A thioesterase 13-like
Exons: 2
Coding region: 56-406 (116 amino acids)
Molecular function (GO): fatty acyl-CoA hydrolase activity
Source: RefSeq, a predicted model, not a curated record
UAUAAGGGAAGAAAAUAAAAGGAGAAGUUUGGAAUUGGAUUGGGAGAGAGUGAAAAUGGAGUUGGAAGCAGUGAAGAAGUACUUGGAGAAAGGAGUGGGAACAUCAUCGGAGGUUGAUGGCUUGCCACCGAGUUUUCUGGAACCCCUAAUAAUGAAUUCGCUUAAGGUUGAUCUCAUCGAACCUGGUCGCAUUCUCUGUUCCAUGAAGAUACCUCAACGUUUACUCAACGCUGACAAUACGUUGCACGGUGGUGCCGCCGCUGCGCUGGUGGAUGUGGUGGGCUCCGCCGUGAUUCCCACCGUUGGGUAUGGUCUCAAUAUGAUGGGGGUUUCCGUUGAGAUUAAUGUUUCCUACUUGGAUGCUGCCUAUGUCGAUGUAUCUCACCAAACUAUCUAUCUCCUUUGAUUAUUGAUUUGUU